Messenger RNA from Ambispora gerdemannii, 636 nucleotides. Lineage: Eukaryota; Fungi; Glomeromycota; Glomeromycetes; Archaeosporales; Ambisporaceae. The record is from the annotation of a GenBank genome assembly.
AUGGAUUCCCUCAGGCUUGAAUUGGAACAGGCGAGGGGUGAUUUGUCUUCAAAAAAAUACGAAUUGGAAUGUCUAGAAAAGGGGGUGGAGAAGAAAGAUAACAUAUAUAAACGGGCGUUAGACUCUCUGUCUUCGGCACGAUUAAAUUUAACGGAGGAAAAUUCUCGUCUCCGAGAGAUAAUCUCAAAAAAAGAUAAUGAAAUAGUAGAUCUCUCUAAUCCCCCACCUCCGCCUAUGAACGAUUCGUCGCAAAAGCUACCAGGUUGGCUCAGUGAUGAUCUAAGACCCCUCGUCCAUAAGCAUGGUCUUGAAGAUAAAGUUAUGGAAUUCGAUAAAAGUUUUGCCAGGGAAAAUAUAUUAGAGGCUUUGCAAGAGCUAUUACCUCCGGAUGAGAUGAUUUCGAGAAGCGGUCGGUCCACCGAAGGGAGGGACCCCAUCAGUCAGGCAGAUACCUUACCUAAUCAAUCCGUUCAUAAUCGACCAGCACAUUUCGAAAAUUCUAUUUCGAGGGAAGGGGUUGCGAAGCAAUCAGGUGGCGCAGAAGUAAUACCUCUAACACCAGCUAUCCCUGUCGUUGCGAGCUAUUUAUUGCAAUUAUAUGGCUCGUGGUUGGGAAAAAAAUAUGGAAUUCGUUGA